UUCGGGCGAAAACGGCAACGUCAACACAGCACAACCACAACAAACCAUUAUUGGUUCCCGAGAAAACACGUGCGGAACCGUUGUGUGAUUGUUAUUUAUCGAAACAGAACAAUGAACAAACAGAAGCGCAAAGCCCGCGCCAGCCUACCACCAGCGGCAAAUGGCAACGAUUCCGAUGGUUCGGACUACGAAGUGGAAUGGCAAGUGAAGCCCACGCCGCCAAAGAUCAACAAAGCCGAACUGUAUCCGUUGCCGCCGCAGGUUACCAAAAAUCUACAAAAGCCGGCACGCGGUGCCCGGAAAGCUUCCAUCUCCUCGGAGGAGGAUAACGAUGAUGGAACCGGACAAGGUCUGCCGACACUAACCACCGAACAGAUUUCCGGCAUCCUGGAAACGAUAAAGAACAACAAACGGUUUGUACUGAUCGUGAAGAACGUAAAUUUCUCCACCACCAAGGAAGAGAUUUGGGAACACUUUGAUCAAGCCGGCCGUGUGAAGGGUGUCCGCAUACCGAAGCAUCGUUCGUCCGGGUUCGCGUUUGUGGAGAUGGAAAAUGCCGAUGGGUUUCAGAAAGCUUUUCUGCUCGAUGGUUCCUUUAUCGAUGGAAGGAAAAUCAGCGUAAACCUAUCGGAGAGUGGUAACAAAAAGUCCGCUACCCGUAUCCAGCUGCUCGAGAAGAAGAAUGCCGAAAUAAUGAAGCUGCGCAAGAAAAAUAGGAGAAACGUUGAGGCCGCAGAAAUAACGCUCGUGCCCGAUGCGAGUUUGCUGGAGAAGAAAGUGCCUCCACCGGACAAAUACCUCGACAAACCGAAACGGAAGCAACCGACGAAAAAGGAGCGCAAGGAGCUGAAGCAAAAGACUUCGCUGCGAGCCAAGUUUAAGAAUUUAGAAAAGAAAGGAAUAAAGGCAUAAAGAGAUGUCAGGAUAAGA
Messenger RNA from Anopheles stephensi (Asian malaria mosquito), 930 nucleotides. Its product is annotated as serine/arginine-rich splicing factor SC35. The transcript has 2 exons. The record is from RefSeq and is a predicted model, not a curated record. Gene Ontology annotation, molecular function: RNA binding. Bases 112 to 912 code for a protein of 266 amino acids. NCBI's taxonomy places the organism in Eukaryota, Metazoa, Arthropoda, Insecta, Diptera, Culicidae.